This is a messenger RNA of Homalodisca vitripennis (glassy-winged sharpshooter), 1703 nucleotides long. RefSeq names its product probable cytochrome P450 304a1. Lineage: Eukaryota; Metazoa; Arthropoda; Insecta; Hemiptera; Cicadellidae. Bases 70 to 1542 code for a protein of 490 amino acids. The record is from RefSeq and is a predicted model, not a curated record. The transcript has 9 exons. Gene Ontology annotation, molecular function: iron ion binding; monooxygenase activity; oxidoreductase activity, acting on paired donors, with incorporation or reduction of molecular oxygen.
UUAUCGACUCCCGCUGUUCUCAGUCUACUGUCUAGUCAGUGAUCCAGAGCCACCCGUCCCUAGCCAAACAUGUUUCUCGCGCUGCUCGUCCUGGUCACGGGCCUUGUGUACUACGUCUACUCGUAUCUCACUGGGAAACCUCAUCCUAAAUUUCCUCCUGGACCGUACCGCUGGCCGAUAUGGGGUGGGUAUCUGCAGUUGCUGGUGGAGAAUUACAGGUUCCCGUACAAAGCCAUACACUGGAUGGCUCGCCGCUACAACACCGAGAUCUUGGGCAUAUACUUCGGGCCGACUCCCACAGUGAUAGCCUGCACACAGGCCAGUGCCCGGGAGAUGCUCAGCCACCCCGCCUUCCAGGGCAGAGCAGAGGCCUUCAUUCCCUCGUGCAGGGACAAGGACGGGGUCAUCAGAGGUCAGUUCUUCAUUGACGGUCACCGGUGGACCGAGCAGAGAAGAUUUAUGUUGAGGAACUUGAGAGACUUUGGGUUCGGCACCAGAAGUAAAACUUUCGAGAAAAUCAUUGAAGAGGAGUUGAGGGAUUUCAUUGACUUGGUCCAGUCCAGACAUGUAGAGGGAGUUUGUGAGGAAGGGAAAGUGAUGGUGCCGCCAGCAUUCUACGCCUACUUCCUGAACCUGUCCCUGCACAUCUUCCUGGGGACUCGCAUGCCGCCCGCUCAGCACCACAAGCUGCGGGAGUUCGCCUACACGGCUUACAAGUUCUUGUUGGCGAUAGACCCCACGACCGGAGCUAUCAACAUGACGCCGUGGAUCCGACACCUGGUCCCGGAGCUGUCCGGCUUCAACGACUGUAUGAGGAGCAGUGAUUUCAUUAAACAAUUCAUCAAGGCUUUGAUUGAGGAACACAAAGACACGUUCAUUCCGGAUGCGCUCAGAGACUUUUGUGAUGUUUACCUCAAAGAAAUGAAAGACAAAGAGAACACGGACUUCCAACACUGGUUCUCAGAUGAGCAGUUGGUGAUGACAUUCUGGGACACCCUGUUCCCCUCGUCCAUGACGCAGACGGCCACCAUGGGCUUUGCGGUGGAGUUCCUCCUACUGUAUCCGGAGGUGCAGGCUAAAGUCCACGAGGAGAUCGAUAGAGUGGUCGGUCACUCCAGGCUGCCCAACCUUGACGACAGAAAGAAUAUGCCGUACACGGAGGCUGUGCUGCGAGAGGUGAUGAGACGCGAGACACUCGCUCCACUAACUCUUCCCCACCGCUGCCUCGAGGAUACUUACUUCCACGGCUACUUCAUACCUAAGGACGCCACGGUCUUGGCCAGUCUCUACAGUUGCAACAUGGAUGAAAGUGUUUGGGAAAAUCCUUUUGAGUUCAAGCCCGAAAGACACCUGGACGAAAAUGGGAAUAUAAAGAAAAAGGACUAUUCUUUACAGUUUGGAUUAGGCAAACACGUAUGUUCAGGAGAGACGUACGCCAGACAGAACAUGUUCCUGCUGUUCUCCACGAUGCUGCAGAACUUCUCUCUGGAGCUGCCGCCUGGCCAGGCUCUGCCCGACCUGGAGAUGCAAAGCUCUAGUUAAAGUUUACUAACAACCUGUCUCACCAUGUUUGGUGUGUUGCAGGCAAACACGUAUGUUCAGGAGAGACGUACGCCAGACAGAACAUGUUCCUGCUGUUCUCCACGAUGCUGCAGAACUUCUCUCUGGAGCUGCCGCCUGGCCAGCCUCUGCCCGACCUGGAG